AAUAUGUGAACGACCCCUAAUUCAUUUAAUUCAUAACAAUAAGAUAUAUCUUCUAUCAGUUCAAGAUGACUACCAGUUUACUUAUCAUCCGAUUUCAGGGCAUGAAAUGACCUUGUCGUUGCAGGAAACUGUGGAUACCUCAUAACUGAUUUGAGAAGAUUGCAUGGCAAAGGUAAACGUCCAGUUUAAUCUUUCUGCACAGGAUAAAGGUAAUGACCAUCCCACCUUCAAUCUUGAAACUGGAGAAAAAGAAACUGAGAGGCCCCUAUCUAGAAUUUCAAAAUUGUUCUCCGACUCUGGAUCCAUAAGUUCAGGUGAAGAUGACGAUUCUGAUGAUGAACUUGGCUUUACUCCUUUGAAAAGUAGCUAUCUUAGUCAUCAGUCUAGACCUGGGACAGCACUUGCCUCAAAAGAAAGGCCAAACUUGAAUGCAACAACACAAGUGUUGAAAAAGAGAUUGAAAGUUAUCAGGACACUCAGGAAAGAACUGCAAGAUAAUGAUAUCAUGUGGAUCAGAGAUACAUUUAUCAGGAAGGACUGUACCACAUUUGUUGGGGAAAAUGGUAAAUGUCAUUGUGGAAGAAGCAAGGAAGUGCAUCAGAAACAAGAUGGCAAGGAUACACAGUGGAGCGCUGUCCAGCAUUGUAAUAUGCUCCCAACUGAUGCAUUUGGUAUUGUCAAACUGGUCAGCGGGAGUUUCAACACUGCACGGUAUCUACGAUUAUCUGAUGACUCAGAAAGUGAUGACAUACUCCAACUAUUGAGGGAUUUCUGGCAUUUGAGCAUGCCUGGCAUCGUUUUGAGCAUCAUAGGAUCAGGGAACACAGUUAUUCCGCACAAACUCUACCAGACUAUCCAACGUGACAUAGCUAAAGUUGGGAAGCUAACAAGAGCCUGGGUUUUCACUAACGGUCUCUCCGGAGGAUCAUCCAGUGUUAUCGGGCACAUGCUGUCCACACAUGGUUACCCUGUACCUGCCAUUGCCUUUGGUAGCUGGGGUACUAUUGAUAACACUGAUAGUUUAAGAAACCCUGAAGAAGAUCCAACAACAUUGGUGUAUUAUAAUCCGGAUACAAGCAAUCCUGAGAACAACCUUGAUCCAAAUCAUACUCAUCUUCUGCUGAUUGAUGAUGGCACAGUUAAAAACACUAAGUCUAAUGAUUCUGUCAGGAGAGAUUUUGAGAAGUAUCUGCUGACACAGUUCAAUGUUCCAUUGCUCUACAAUAUGAUUGGAGGGACCGAGGAGGAUGGAGUGAACUUGCACAGCAUUCUUCUUGGUGGUUCCAUAGUUGUUAUGGUGAAAGGUAGUGGAGGAUUUGCAGAUGAUUACUGUGAUUUUCACAAGCACUAUGAAGACCAGCAGGAUCUUCCAGUUCAAUGCUCUUGCUUUCAGGAUCUUCAGAAAAGACCCUGUAAAGUCAUCAUAGAAAAGAUGGACCACGACUUUGACAUCCACAUCCUGCUUAAUGUAUGGGACAACAGAGAAAAUGUUGCAAUAUACGAUUACACCCAAGUCUCCGAUUUCGAUGCCUUUAUCCUGAAACUUCUUGUUACGACAAUCAAAGAACAUGGUAUAGACGAUCAGCUCGACAUGGCCUGUAAGUGGUCGAGAGUGGACGUGGCCGAGCACAUUCUGUCUGAGCAACUUGACGCUACCACAGGGGCUAAAUACAGCACAGGUCUUACUAAGACACUGUUCCAUGCUCUUGUGUGGGGAUACUCCGACUUCUGUGGGGUUCUCAUUGAAAACGGAGCUGACAUUUACGACAUACAGGCAAAUAUUGUGAGUCUAUACGAGUCAGCGUACUUCUCCCCUCGCUGUAACCACGUGAUACAACUACUAGAGAAGUACACCACAUUUGACGGCAACAGAAAGAUACAAAGAAGUCAAGUUAACCAACUACUUGAGAAGCUGAUGGAUAAGGAUUUUGUGGCCUGUACAGGUUACGAGGUAGACCCCUUCUUCGAACUGACUUUAUGGGCUAUUCUAAUGUUGAGGGAUGAUCUGGCAGUUUUGUUGUGGAGGUACACUCAGGACCCCGUCAGAUGCUGUCUGGUUUCUCUUCUUAUGCUCUACAGUUUCAAACACCACGUCUACCUUGAGAAGGAUGACGACAGACGGAGAGUGAAGAUGAUGUACGAUGUAUUUGAGGAUCUCUCCCUCUCAGUCAUGAACCAGGCCUGGCUGAGCGACCCUGAUAUCUGUAGACGGGCAAUGCUCAGCAAGUGGCAGAGAGUCAGGUCCUACAACUACUUGGAUUUAGCGUUCCACGCGCACGCGCGCGCUUUCAUGGCGCACCCCGCAUGUCAGGAGAUAAUAUCUAUGGGAUGGAGGGGACAGUUUAAAAGAGAUACAAGUGUUGGCAGGGUGGUGCUUAUUAUUCUCCUCCCAUUCCUCUGUAUUACUCCACUUGUUCCAUUUGAUAGAAGAGUCAGUUACAGAAAGGCUGUGCAGGGACGUUACAAGAUGAUCUACAUUGAUAAGCUGACUGGCCUUGCCGCUUUGUAUAAUAGAGUUGUGGCUUUUUACUCGGCCCCGGUUACCAAGUUCUGGAUGAAUCUUUUGUUUUACACCAUCUUUCUCAUCUUCCACUCUUACAAUCUGUUGGCCAAAAUGGUCUACAUUUCGCCUUUUGAGAUCAGUCAGCUGGCUUGGACUGAGAUUGUCAUCUGGAUAUGGUUAGCUAUGGCUAUAGUAUCGGAGUUUCAAGACUGGUUGCAGUCUUGUUUCAGUCCUAGCACCAAACUAAAGUACCUAACGGACAGUUGGAAUCGGCUGGAUAUUAUCAUCGUUGUUUUCUAUGUUGUUGGGCUAAUCUUCAGAAUGAUACCCCAAUUAGCGUACUUCCAGACGGGUAGAACUAUCCUAGCUGUCGCCACAAUCCCCAUGUUUAUCAAGCUGCUCAUGCUGUUUGAGUACAAACCCACACUAGGACCUAUACUACUAAUGUUGCGUGAAAUGUGUAAAGAUCUGGGAGUUUUCCUCCUUCUCCUCCUCAUCUUUCUCCUUGGCUUCGGAGUGUCUUACAUGGCUAUACUCAUCCCACCGGCUCGCUUCAGUUGGCAGAGCAUGUCCGCUCUUUUUAUGUAUCCUUUCUUUCAAAUGUUCGGCGACUUUUAUCUGGAAACUUUCGAACUUGCUGAGGCCAGCACUUACAUUGACAGAGAAUUUGACCCGGACGACCCAAAUGCAAUGAUAACAAAAGCCCAGGGCAUAGUUUCCGUUUCUCUCGUGAUCUGCUGGAUCAUGAUAUCAACUGUUGUACUUGUUAACCUGCUUAUAGCCAUGUUCAGUGAUACUUACAGGACUAUUAAGGAUAAUCAGCUGGUUAUCUGGAAGUACCAGCGCUACAAGAUGUUAUCUCAAUACCGAGCGAGUAUGAUCCCACCCCCCUUCAACCUCCUCCACUACCUUCUCCACUACCUGGUGAAGUGUUGUCGCCGGAUAUCCAGACCUAGUGUCAGACCACACCGCGAUCCUGCUCCCAACUACUGGAAGGAUUGCAUGAUCAGGACCUUUAUGCAGGAUGCACGUGACGAGUAUCUGAGUAUGACAGACAGCAAGGUAGGGGACUCCAGCAGUGAUAUCCUCAGGAAACUACAGACUGUUGAGCACCAUCUCUCUAUUAUCAGACGAGUGGGCAACAAGACUAGUUCUCUUUACGCUUGAGUGGUGUCUGCUCAUUCGUCAAGUUAAUUUAGAUAAACUGCUUUAGUUUUUAAUCCGAGGUUAUAUUAUAUCAGAAACCUUAGAAAUUUUUAUAUUUUACGUAUCUCUGAAGUUUAAGCUUUUACUAUUUAUGUUCCUGUGUCUAGGUCUUUAUGUUAUGUGAAUUCUGAAGUCGAUUUUGUAGAAUGAAUUAAAUAUGUACAAUUUUAAGUCAUUUUUAGUUUAUAAGGUUGUUUCGAGUAAAUAUCAUAGUUAUUUUUUAAUAUAUUUCAACAUAUUAACUACUUAUUUCUUCUUCUUAGAAA
Messenger RNA from Bolinopsis microptera, 3975 nucleotides. Its product is annotated as transient receptor potential cation channel subfamily M member 1-like. Gene Ontology annotation, cellular component: plasma membrane. Gene Ontology annotation, biological process: calcium ion transmembrane transport. Lineage: Eukaryota; Metazoa; Ctenophora; Tentaculata; Lobata; Bolinopsidae. Gene Ontology annotation, molecular function: ligand-gated calcium channel activity. Bases 164 to 3670 code for a protein of 1168 amino acids. The transcript has 10 exons. The record is from RefSeq and is a predicted model, not a curated record.